Molecule: messenger RNA, 761 nt
Organism: Mercurialis annua (annual mercury)
Lineage: Eukaryota; Viridiplantae; Streptophyta; Magnoliopsida; Malpighiales; Euphorbiaceae
Exons: 4
Coding region: 143-514 (123 amino acids)
Biological process (GO): translation
Cellular component (GO): mitochondrial large ribosomal subunit
Molecular function (GO): structural constituent of ribosome
Source: RefSeq, a predicted model, not a curated record
AUAUCCAACACAACAGAGGUAAGGAAAGAAUGAGAGAAACCCAAAUCCAUGAAUAGGAUCAUUCCGUCGUCGUUUUCCUUUGAAAUUACUUCCAAUUUAACACAGAUAGCAGAGAUCGCAGAGAAAGAAAGGAGCAGCGGGCAUGUCGUUUGUUAGAGGAGAUUUGCUUACCAAAACCAGAAAGCUCGUCAAAGGCUUGGCCAAGGCGGAGCCUGCUUGGCUCAAACCCAUGCAACUUGUGAUUGCACCUCCACAGAUGGUUUUGCCGGAGUUCAAUCCCAAUAGCAAUGAUUUAGGGUUUGGGUUCUCUAGCUUCUUCUCUGGUGGUUCCAUGGAACUAAUGGCCGUUCCUAAAAGGAAGGUUUCUCCUCAUAAGAGAGGCAUAAGAAACGGGCCAAAGGCUUUGAAACCAACUCCGGUGAUAGUUCGUUGCAGGAGUUGCGGUAGAGUUAAGCUGCCACACUUCUACUGUUGUAGUGGAGAAAGGGAGAAGACGGGUGAACCAAAUAAUUAAGUAAACAGAUCAUGCCUGCUGAGAUUUUUAGUGAGCUAGAUAACUCUUUCUUUUUUUCCUGAAAAGAAACCAAAGAAUUUUGAUUAUGUUUGUUUUCUUAUUAAGCAAUUGCCAACAGUAUGACUUAAUUUUCUAUGUAGAACAGCUGCAUUAUUUUUGUUUAGCUGUGGGAGCAACAUCCACCCUUUUCGUGGUGGUUUUGAUGAUUCAAAUUCGUUCAUCAAUAUAAACCUAAAAAAUUAACCAA